UUAAGCGAAUUCAAGGAAUCUGGGCUACUCUAUUGGUGGAGUAGCGAGGUUUGGGCAUUGUGCCCGGGUCAUUAUAAACCCGAGGCACCAUGUUGGACUAUUUUGGUUGAUGGGCUGUUUAUGGGCUCAUAUUGAGCUAUAGUCGGACUUUAGAAUGGCGUUUUGUUGGUGUGAGUUACUAAUAUAUUAACUUAUCCCAAAAAAAAAAAAAAAAAAGAGUUACUAAUAUAUUAGUGGUAUUUUAUGGAUUAGGUCAUGACACUGCUACUAUUCGAGCUCAAAAAUGAGUUACUAAUAUAUUAGUGGUAUUUUGUCGGUAUGAGUUACUAAAAGUCAAGUAAGCAAUGCUCCUAUGCUAGAUUUUUCCGAAAAUUGAUUGAGGUUGAUUUUGUGAAAAACCUGCAUAUUUCGUUAUGAAAACAGUCUCAGUUAUUUUAUGUGCUAGUCUCUGUAUUUGAACUUGGAAAUCUGACAUUUUAUCAUGCUGGUGUAAACAUGAGCAAUUUUUGUACCAUGUUCCUCUACUGCAUAAAAUGUAAAUAAUGAAAUCUGAAGUUUUUUUCUGUUUAUAUAAUAUUUAUAUGCUUAGUACUAUAUUAUGAUAUGAAAUUGCAUCUAAAAAUUCUUAGGCAUACGAAUUUGUUCUACCAUGGUUACGGGCAUUGCCACGGGUGAUAAUAGUGACCUUUGAUUUCUGACCUUGCCAUGGGUGUAAAAUGGUGGCCUUUGAUGUUUGAGCUCGCUAAGGGUGUAAAAUGGUGGCCUCUGUUCUGCAUGCAAUCACUUUGGUGAUAAAGUGAUUUAUGUUCUUCUUCACUAUCAACAGAAUGCAAAACCCUACCGCGGGGGUAAACGUAGCCUCUGUUUUGAGUGCAAUUACUUUGGUGACAAAGUGAUUAAUGUUCUGCUUGGCUAUCUACGGAAUGCACAACCCUGACAUGGGGGUAAACAUGGCCUCUGUUCUAAGUGCAAUCACUUUGGUAACACGGCAAAUCGAAUCCUAAAUGGGGGAACCAAAAAGGCACAGAAUACUCAUGGUCUCUGAUUUUUUCUAUCCCAACUUUGGUGGUGUGGAGAAUCACAUAUACUAUCUAUCACAAUGCCUACUGAAGCUUGGCCACAAGGUGGUAGUUAUGACUCACGCCUAUGGAAAUCGUUCUGGGGUGAGAUAUAUGACUGGUGGCCUGAAAGUAUACUAUGUACCAUGGAAACCAUUUCUUAUGCAGAAUACAUUACCGACCUUCUAUGGGACACUUCCAAUUAUAAGGACUAUCCUUAUUCGAGAAAAAAUAUCGCUAGUUCAUGGACAUCAAGCCUUUUCAACACUUUGUCAUGAAGCUUUGAUGCAUUCUCGCACCAUGGGCUGCAGGGUUGUAUUUACUGAUCAUUCACUCUAUGGUUUUGGUGAUGUUGGAAGUAUCCACAUGAACAAGGUAUUGCAGUUUACUUUAGCAGAUGUAAGUCAGGCCAUUUGUGUUUCUCAUACAAGCAAAGAAAACACUGUGCUACGAUCAGGUCUACCACCAGAAAAGGUCUUUGUUAUAUCUAAUGCUGUUGACACUGCUAUGUUCAAGCCUGCCCUGGAGCGGCCUAGUGAUAACGAAAUUGUUAUAGUUGUGAUUAGCAGAUUGGUUUAUCGGAAGGGUGCUGAUUUGCUUGUUGAAGUCAUUCCAGAAGUUUGCCGUUUAUAUCCUAAUGUCCGUUUCAUUGUUGGAGGAGAUGGACCCAAAAGGGUGCGGUUAGAACAGAUGAGAGAGAAGCAUUCUCUUCAAGAUCGAGUUGAAAUGCUGGGUGCUGUACCCCAUGCUCGAGUACGGUCUGUCUUAAUUUCUGGCCAUAUAUUCUUAAACAGUUCUUUAACAGAAGCUUUUUGCAUAGCCAUAUUAGAAGCUGCUAGUUGUGGAUUAUUAACAGUUAGCACACGUGUUGGAGGGGUCCCAGAGGUUCUACCAGAUGACAUGGUUGUGCUUGCAGAGCCAGAUCCUAGUGAUAUGGUCCUAGCAAUCAACAAGGCGAUAUCUAUACUUCCCACGAUUGACCCACAAGUAAUGCACGAUCGUAUGAAGAAGCUCUAUAAUUGGCAUGAUGUUGCGAAACGGACUGAGAUUGUCUAUGAUCGUGCUUUGAAAUGCUCAAAUCAAAGUCUUCUAGAACGGCUCUCACGGUACCUCUCAUGUGGAGCUUGGGCAGGCAAGCUGUUUUGCUUGGUUGUGGUGAUUGAUUUUUUAUUAUUCCGAUUACUGCAAUUAUGGCAGCCUGCGGAGGAUAUCGAGGUGGUACCUGAUAUUCUUCUGUCCCAAGGUGAAGAUAAGAGGGAUGCUGACAAACUUCGAGUCUUCAACGGCGACCAGUGCUUGAAAUGAUUUUAUUUUGAGAUGUUUGGUUGUUUUGCAUUCCUGUACUGAUACGGUGAUUUGGUAUCGAAGUAUAAACUCCAUCCUGCAUGUAAUUAAUACUAACCCAGAUUUUUAAUGACCAAGUUGAAAAGAUGAUUGUAUUUUUAUCA
Messenger RNA from Carya illinoinensis, 2506 nucleotides. Its product is annotated as phosphatidylinositol N-acetylglucosaminyltransferase subunit A. Lineage: Eukaryota; Viridiplantae; Streptophyta; Magnoliopsida; Fagales; Juglandaceae. Gene Ontology annotation, biological process: GPI anchor biosynthetic process. The transcript is spliced from 9 exons. The coding region runs from base 1005 to 2363 and encodes 452 amino acids. Gene Ontology annotation, molecular function: phosphatidylinositol N-acetylglucosaminyltransferase activity. The record is from RefSeq and is a predicted model, not a curated record. Gene Ontology annotation, cellular component: glycosylphosphatidylinositol-N-acetylglucosaminyltransferase (GPI-GnT) complex.